Belonocnema kinseyi is the source of this 2072-nucleotide messenger RNA. RefSeq lists its product as uncharacterized. Bases 351 to 1583 code for a protein of 410 amino acids. The record is from RefSeq and is a predicted model, not a curated record. NCBI's taxonomy places the organism in Eukaryota, Metazoa, Arthropoda, Insecta, Hymenoptera, Cynipidae. The transcript is spliced from 3 exons.
ACUUCUUAAGUCAGGUUCCAGAAAGUUUAUAUCUUUUAACUUUCACCGAAAAUUUUAGACGUAGACAUAUAUUACACAAGAGGGGUUAUUUCUCAGAAAUUUAUUGAGGAUAAACGAAACCUCGUAAAGUGCUUAAAAAGGAUGCAGUUGGAAUGGGGAGAUGUCUCUUAACCGACUACGAAGCGGGACUGAUAGGGUCAAAGUCAAGCGCAGCGCAGUCAACGCUACAUCGCUCAACUGAUCUGACUCAAACAAGUGCCGCGCUCCAAAUUCAAACGUGACCAAAAAUAUACUCAAAUUUAUUUUACAUUUAUCAUCCGCGAAUCAGCAGAAAAGCGUUGUUACUCGCAAUGUCGAAUCUAAGCGAAACCCCUCCUAUUCAAAAUUUGGAAUGCGUCCUUCGAGAAUUUCUUGGAUCCCAACUCAAGAUAGAAAGCAUGCAAUGGAAACACCUAGUGGAUCCAGGUGAGAAUUUUGGAAGCCUGAUCCUGGCACUGAAUCUAAAUGUUAAAGAAAAUGGAAAAUCAGAAAAUUUGAACCUGAUCGCAAAACUUCCUCCCAAGUCAGAAUAUCUUGUAGAUCUGUUCAACAGUCCAAUGUCCUUCUACAAGGAGAUCUACUUCUACAAAAUCAUAGCACCAGAACUAAUAAAAUUCCAAAUCGAAAAUGGAAUGAAAAAAAGCGAGUUAAUCAAACUCGUGCCUCAAUUCUUUGGAGGUCGAUUGGGUGUGAAGGAUGGGGAAAAGUUUGAUGACCAGGCAACGAUCGUCCUUGAAAAUCUGAAGGUUCAAGGCUACGAUACAGAAGAUCGAAUUACUGGCAUGGACAAAGAACACAUGAUCUUUGCGAUUAAACAACUUGCUAGACUGCACGCAAUUCCAAUUUGUUAUAAAAUUAAAAAGCCCAAGGCUUUUAAGGAACUGAUAAUGCCAGGUUUGGCGUCUAUUUUCAAUGAAGCUACAAUCAGAUGUGUCGAAGAUAUGAUCAACAAAGCGGUCAAUACCCUUGAGACGAUGAAAGAAGCUCAACCAUACAUGGAGAAAGUUACCAAAACAAUAGAGUAUGGAGCUUCAAAGAUAGAAGAAGAACCAGAAGAACCCUGGGCUACUUUAGUUCACAGUGAUUUUUGGGUGAACAAUAUGCUCUUUAGACACGACAAAUCUGGUAAAAUAAUCGACAUGAAAAUGGUGGAUCUACAGUUGACUCAAUAUGAAAACGGCUGUCGUGAUUUGAUUUUCCUGAUAAUGUCGAGUGCGAAGCUAAAAGUUAUUGAUGAAAGUUUGGAUGAAAUGAUUGAUUCAUAUUAUUCUUCGUUUGUCGAUUGCUUUAGGACAUUCGAUGUAGAUGUGAAAGAUUUUUCCAGGGAGCAGUUCGAUAAGAAUUUGAUCGAGUCUGCUCGCAGGAAACUGGAUCAGUGCUUAAUGAUGGUGCAAGUGAUUCAAGCCACUCGUGGAUCUGCCCGCCGAGUGAACGAUAUCAAAAAUAAAGAUAACUUUCUAGACAUGGGUAGAAGCAAAGAAAAUGACGAGAAAUUGAUACAUAUUGUAGAAACUUAUGCUAGAAAAGGAUGGCUCGUGGGUUAGAUAGAAUUUAAAUAAAGGGGUCGUUUUAAAUAAGGUUCUAGAGUUUAAAAUAUUGUAAUAAGAGAAAGUAUCUCUCCUGAUUGGCAUCUUAAUGAUAGAUAAUGCAACAUGCUCUCGCUGUUUUUUUUUUAGAUUUUUAUAAAGUAUUAUAUUAAAUGACCUGGCUUUUAAAUUAAGUUUUAAUUUUUUGCUUUUUAGUCUAAACCGUUUUAUUAACAAGAUAUAACUUUAGACUUUCAAAUAAAAAGGAAUAAAUCUUUAUUUUGUCAAUGAAAGGUUUUAGAUUACAAAUCGUGGAUUAAAUUUUUUUGUGUUACUAUACCUGGUCUGAAAGAAAAGCCACAUAUGCGAUUAAUGUGAAAUAAGUAUUGUUAAUUUAAGAUUUACGUAAUGUGUUCGAAAAAUUUAGCAUGAAGAUGGGAUAAAAAUAACAGAAUCUGAUUUGUACAGAAUAUUUGUAAGAACUACAAAUAAAAAAUCGUUAGUACU